Oncorhynchus nerka (sockeye salmon) is the source of this 5116-nucleotide messenger RNA. Its product is annotated as E3 ubiquitin-protein ligase RNF130-like. Bases 961 to 2295 code for a protein of 444 amino acids. The transcript has 9 exons. The record is from RefSeq and is a predicted model, not a curated record. Lineage: Eukaryota; Metazoa; Chordata; Actinopteri; Salmoniformes; Salmonidae.
CGUGAUGGUAGGCCUACAAGCGCAUCUGUCGUUCUUUUCUAAGUCGCGCUGCGCUUGCGCUGUGUGAAUCCAGAAGGCAAAGACCAGAGAGUGAAUCGCAUUAUCGUUUUUUUGAUGGCAAGGGCCACUGAACGUUCAUAAUAAUAAAGCAAGUGAAGAGGUUUUGUAUCAAUGUCGUUUUGGUUCGAGGAAAUGGAGAAGGUAGGUACCGCGUCAUGGCUUUCGAAGCUGUGAAUCAAUGCGAAAAAAAAAUUAACAUUAGUGGCUACGAGCAAAGGUAGCUGGCAAUCAUUGGCACGCUAUUGUGAACACAAAUCAGUAAUGACCGCUGUUCACUUGUGGCAAUAAUACACAGCUGUAACGUUAGCAUAUUUUAGAAAGACAUUGCCACUCAGACAGCGUGCCGGCUAUUAAAAAUCUGGAUACGGUCUAUAUGGUUUUCAUAGCCUAUGCAUUAAAAUUAGAAGGUUAUGUAUUUGUUAUCGGGAUACCCUGCUAAGUACUCGAACGAUACACAUGCGCAUUAUAGUUGACAUUAAUAUAGAGCCUAUGAUAUUCAAAUAAAGGGCUCUCCUUAGGUUUUCAUGCGAUUAAAGGUUAAAUGGAUUGUCUUGUAAUAUUAAGCAAUUGACAGCAAAUAAGAAAAUUAUAACAUAAGGAUAUUGUCAUCUUCCCAAAGCCAUUUAAUGUCAUUAUUUCAGCUCGUCUCUACAGAUCUAAUGUGCGCUUUUAUUAUUAUGUAUUGCUUCGUUCCAAAUGAAGUGUAGGCUACACAUGUAUUGGAAUAAGACAACUGUGUGAAGAGCACAACAUGUUUUUAUGACGGGACGCCACACGGAAGACGCCGAGCCUCUGUCUUUUUUUUGUUUGUUUUUUUUGUGGGGGGAAUCGUUGGAGUGGUUCGAUUCCCUGAAUAACAGCUUGGAUGUAAAGGGGACAUUACAGUAAGACAUUCCGAAGAUGCCCAAGAGGUGGACCACAGCAACGCCAUGCAGCUAUCUCCCGGUCGUCUUGUUGGUGCUCGUUCUGCCCAGAUGUAUACUGUCGAUCCGUGCCGACAAAACCAUCAGCAAGGAAGACCAUGUUAGUGCUACGGUCAAUGCCACCGUACUUGACUCAAAAGGCAAUCCUAAACAAAUUCUAACCAAGGACGAUUGCAUGUACGGACAGAAUUCACCGAAAGUGGACGCGAAAGGAAUCGUGAUUGCACCUGCACCGAAUCAUGGAGUGGUGGACCGCCAGGGCUGCGACCCCCACACUCGCUUCGUGGUGCCUCCCCGGACGGGGCACUGGGUGGCCCUGCUGCAGCGCGGCAACUGCACCUUCAAGGAGAAGAUCCUCAAGGCCUCGGCCUUCAACGCCUCCGCCGUGCUCAUCUACAACAACAACUCCAAGGAGGACACCGUCAAGAUGGGCCACGAAGGUACUGGCGACACGGUGGCAGUGAUGAUCACCGAGUCUUACGGCAAGGAGAUCCUGGGUCUGCUGGAGAGGAACCUGACGGUGCUGGUGAGUGUGGUGGUGGGCCAACACGGCCAGGCCAAGAACAUCAACCGUGGCUCCCUGGUCUUCGUCUCCAUCUCCUUCAUCGUACUCAUGAUCAUCUCCUCUGCCUGGCUCAUCUUCUACUUCAUCCAGAAGAUCCGCUUUACGAACGCACGUGACCGCAGCCAGCGUCGACUUGGAGAUGCUGCUAAGAAAGCCAUAGGGAAGCUGACAACCAGGACCGUGAAGAAAGGGGACAAGGAAACAGACCCGGACUUCAACCACUGCGCCGUGUGCAUCGAGGGAUACCAGCUCAACGACGUGGUCCGCAUCCUGCCCUGCAAACAUGUCUUCCAUAAGCUGUGUGUGGACCCCUGGCUGAAUGAGCACUGUACGUGUCCCAUGUGUAAACUGAACAUCCUCAAAGCUCUGGGCAUCAUGCCCAACCUGCCGUGCGUGGACAACGUCGGCUUCGACAUGGACCACAGGAUAGGACGCAGCCAGACGAUGGCCAGCCAGCGGACAGCCCUGGUGGACCUGUCCAGUGAGACAUCCAUCAGCCUGGAGCCCCUACAGCAAGGCCACCCCGGCACUGGACCCCAGAUACCCUCAGAGAGCGGAGAGCUCACCCCCCGCACCGGAGAGAUCAACAUCGCCGUCACCAAGGAGUGGUUUAUAAUCGCCAGCUUCGGCCUUCUCAGCACUCUCACUCUGUGCUUUAUGAUCAUCAAGGCCACAGCCAGCUUCUCCAGCCCUGAGUGGCCACUUCUUCAACCGGAACUCCCUGUCCCCACUCAGUUUGGUCUGUGAGAUGGAGCUACCUGACACCCAGGCAUCGCUCGACCGCUACGAUGACAAGUCGUGAGGGUCGUCGCCAUGGUUUCGACCCCCCCCCCCACACACACACACACCAAGGGACAGAUGGCCUUGUAACUUCCUGCACACCUGCGAGUCAUUGUGUGUGUGUGGGGGGGGGGGGGGGUAGGAGCGGCACAACAACCUAGAUGACAACCUUGACUAACCUGUGGAGCAAUGACAUGAUGACAUCAGAUAUUUUCUACCAGUGCAGAAUGUACUAUUAUUGCCUGUCAAAAAGAAGAGGGGGGAUUAUUGUCCUCUAUUCUCCCCUGGUUAGAUAUUCAGUAAAGUCCUUCCUUGACACUUUCAUUUCAACAACUGACUCUGACAUCUGUUUCUAGAUGCGGUAGUGGGGAAUUAGCCCUUUCUAGUCUUACUUUGCAGGAUCUCGGCGUAUCGUCCAUUUCAAGUGUGCUAGAAAUAAUAAACCACUUGUUCGUGCAGCCUACAAUAAAUCUGUAUAUAUGAUUAGCAAACCGUCAUUUAAUUUAGCUUCCUUUGGCUCUAAUGCAGUAAGAAAGGUCUCUUUCUUCCCUGGUGGACCAGUUGGCUCUGUUGUAUUUACUAUGCUGCCUAAACGACAGUGGAGAGGAUAUUUUGACUGGUGGGACAUGUCCAGACAUGCCUAGUCUCUCCCUCUAUAUGGCCAUGCCUCAAGUGACUGGUGUAAUGCACCCACCAUUGUGACUGGGUUCAAGAAUAAGACCAGUGGAACAAUGGACAUGCAGUGAUGCAACAUUCUGAACUCUUUGAAAAGCAGUAUUACUUCCCUAUAGCAAAACCAAUGUCUCUGUAUAAAAAUUUGAAGAAAAAAAAAACAUUUUAACGUGUACUUAAAGCCUAUGAAAUACCCAGAUCGUGUAUUAAUCAACCCUUGUGUGUGUGUGCACAGUACCAGUCAAAAGUUUGGCCACACCUAAGGUUUUUCUUUAUUUUUUACAUUUUAGAAUGAUAGUGAAGACGUCAAAACUAUGAAAUAACACAUGGAAUCAUGUAGUAACCAAAAGAAGUGUUAAACAAAUCAACUAUAUUAUAUUUGAGUCUUCAAAGUAGCCACCCUUUGCCUUGAUGACAGCUUUGCACACCAUUGUUAUUCUCUCAACCAGCUUCACCUGGAAUGCUUUUCCAACAGUCUUGAAGGAGUUCUCACAUAUGCUGAGCACUUGUUGGCUGCUUUUCCUUCACUCUGCGGUCCAACUCAUCCCGAACCAUCUCAGAAGGGUUGAGGUCGGGUGAUUGUGAGGCCAGGUCAUCUGAUACAGCACUCCAUCACUCUCCUUCUUGGUCAAAUAGCCCUUACACAGCCUGGAGGUGUGUUUUGGGUCAUUGUCCUGUUGAAAAACUAAUUAUACUCCCUCUAAGUGCAAACUAGAUGGAAUGGCUUAUUGCUGUGGUAGCCAUGCUGGUUAGAUGUGCCUCGAAUUCUAAAUAAAUCACUGGCAGUGUCGCUAGCAAAGCACCCCCACACCAUCACACCUCCUCCUCCAUGCUUCACAGUGUGAACCACACAAACGGAGAUCAUCCGUUCACCUACUCUGUGUCUCACAAAGACACGGCGGUUGGAACCAAAAAAUCUCUCAUUUGGACUCAUGCUUGUGUUUCUUGGCCCAAGCAAGUCUCUCUUAUUCUUAUUGGUGUCCUUUAGUAGUGGUUUCUUUGCAGCAAUUUGACCAUGAAGGCCUGAUCCACACAGUUUCCAACAGUUGAUGUUGAGAUGUGUCUGUUACUUGAACUGAAGCAUUUAUUUGGGGUGCAAUCUGUGGUGCACUUAACUCUAAUGAACUUAUCCUCUGCAGCAGAGGUAAAUCUGGGUCUUCCUUUCCUGUGGCGGUCCUCAUGAGAGCCAGUUUCAUCAUAGCACUUGGUUUUUGCAACUGCACUUGAAGAAACUUUCAAAGUUCUUGAAAUGUUCUGUAUUAACUGAGCUUCAUGUCUUAAAGUAACGAUCAACUGUCGUUUCUCUUUGCUUAUUUGAGCUGUUCUUGCCAUAUAAUGGACUCAGCCCUAUUUGAUAAAAUACCAUCUUCUGUAUACCACCCCUACCAUGUGGCAACACAGCUGAUUAGCUCAAAAGCAUUAGGAAGGAAAGAAAUUCCGCUAAUUAACUUUUAACAAGACACACCUGUUAAUUGAAAUGCAUUACAGGUGACCUCAUGACGCUGUUUGAGAAAUGCCAAUAAUGUGCAAAGGGUGGCUACAUUGAAGAAUCUGAAAUAUAACAGAUUUUGAUUUGUUUAACACCUUUUUUUGGUUACAUAUGUUAUUUCAUAGUUUUGAUGUCUUCACUAUUAUUCUACAAUGUAGAAAAUAGUAAAAAAAUAAAAACCCUUGAAUAAGUAAGUGUUCAAACUUUUGCCUGGUACUGUGUAUGUAUAUAUGUAUGUAUGUGUAUAUACACACACAGUAUAUACAAUCUAUAUACAUUAUAUCUCUAAACCGGCCUCUUGAAGUACUGUUUGUUUUUCUUUCACAAUCUUGUACAAGCGAAUUGGGUGGAAGGGUUUGUCCUCUGUUCUUGUUGUCCCCUUGUGUUAUCUUUAUCUGAUAUUUGCGAUGAUGUAACGCGGGGAGGGGAGUGUGUCAGUUUCAGGUCACUGUGUUACAUACAGCACUGCCUCAGCAUUAAAAGUGUAAUUAUUGCCUAUGUCAUGUUGAUGCCCAUUCCAAUGUGUGCCGCUUCUUCAUGAAACACAGCCCAAUGUUAUUAACAUUUCAGCUGGAGUUUGGAGAAGAUUCUAUUUAUCUAUUCAGAUUAAAUAAAUUAUUAACUUCA